CAUAGGCGUAAUAAUGCAGUUUAUUUUCAGAAACGAGCCGUUCUAGGAGAGUGUUUGAGAUUAUAGAAUAUAAACAUUGCUCCCGAAUUUAACAGGUUAAAUGGUGUAGGUGUUUAUGAUAGAAGAACUGCUUAACAUCUUCGAAUAAAUUUUAUUUCAUCAAGUUUUCCAGCGGUUAUACAAUUACCAUUUAUUUUUUACAGUGAUAUAGAACAACAACGUGCCCGUGCGUGUCCAUUUCAGAAAAUUGAUUUAUUUUGUUUAUUAAUCUCGUGAGGUAAGAGUGAAAUUGUAACGGCAAAUUCAAAAUGACACUAGUGACAGAAAAGUAGUGGUGAGUGGUGUGUAGUUCGCGAACGUACUAGUUCAGUCCAACAAUUGUUAUGAACUAAGUGAACUAGUUCAUCAUUCCACGAAAAUCUCUAUUCACUUCGAACGACUGAUGACGUGACUUGAUGAUGCCGCAGGGGUAUUAUAGAAAAAAACUUGAAAAACGACAAAAUGUCAUCUUGCAGAUUAGGUAGUUUUUAGUGAAAUAGUUCGUUCCACGUGUGCUCGGUAUAGUCUCUGUAGGCGUCAUCAAAACCGUUCAUCUAUGGAAGAAUGAUUCAACGACAUGCCACGCUCAUACAUGCAUUACUGGUUGCAGAAAACCAAGUAGUGUUCAUGAGGUACAUAGAACAGGAGGAGGAGGAAGCGAUCAGCAUCGACCAGGAGCUGUUCAACGAUUACAGAUUCUCUGUGGAUCAGCUCAUUGAACUGGCCGGGCUUAGCUGUGCUACAGCCAUUGCAAAGACAUACUCAAUGGAGAAAGUUGGAAACAAAUCUAUAUUAGGAGAAACACAAUCAAGAUGUACCGGCUCUCCAUACUCUGCAUCUUCACAAUAGCUAUAUCCUGGGCUCAACAGCCUCUUGAACCACCCAUCACAAGCUACGACUACAUCGUGAAAUUCACUAUCAACAUGGACGAAAACAAAGUUCCAUAUUACAUCGUAAAUGGAAUUUACAACCGAUUUGAAGGAAACGUAACUGUCGAUGACGUCAUACAGCUGUACAGGAUUAGGCAGUUGUCUCUGAACCAAGCAAAGCUGGUGCUGAAUUCGAUGGAUGUUCCGACUGACACGGUGUUUUCAGGGGAUACGUUCGAAACUGUUUUGAAAGACUUGAGGUUGGACUUUACUACGUUCUACAGCAAUGUCUUUUUGCUUUCGUUUGGUACUUCUGGUGAACCGUUAAGGAAAUUCUUGGAAACUUUAGAUAUCGACUUGCCAGCGUUUACAUCAUCCAUUGUACUCGGAAUGGGUGACCCACUGGACGUAAUAAAACAAGGCAACUUCUCUAACCUCGAACCAGCUCUUAACGAAAUUGGAAAAACUCCUAAUGACCUAUACAAAGCAAGCAUGAACACCUUUGCUGACGCUGCAGUUAAGCUAUCACUUCGUGAAUUUGUCGAAAUAUUGAAGAAAAACGGUUUAACAGAAGCUAAAGCUUUGAUCUUAUGGAACACAAUUGGUAUUGAUGUUCGUGACAUAUACUUAAAUCAGGACUUCAACAAACUUUUGCUCGAAACGAAUAUGGACCUUAGGAAAGAUGUAGUAGGGGUACUUAUAGGAAACAACAGUAUUGUGACAGAUAUAAAUGUAGGGAUUUUUCUCAAGGAAGCUAAGCAAAUAUCAAGAAUCGAAGCGAAGCCUUUGAAUGAUACUUUAGAACUGAAGGACAUCAAACCAGCCUAUUCGAGCUUCGAAAGUUUAGCAGUACUGAAUUUCCAAAGUGAACAUAAUACUAGUUACAUUUCGUAUGGGAUGUUGAAUGGAAAAGAAGAAAACUGUACUUUCAUAACAUUGAGAAACGACACUAUUGUAACGGAAAUUGUGACGCCUGUCGAUAAAAAGACUCACGUUGAAAUUGAAAGUAAAAUGCCUUCAGAAUACGUGAUCCCUGGAAGUCCUUUGGUGUGUGAUGAUAAGGUUUACGGGUUGGCCCGGGACAAUGGUCACAGUUCUCGAAUUGUCAUUUUAGACAAUUUCAGAGAAAUCACUUCCGGUACAAACAUGUUAAGUAGUUGUUUAGUAGUCUUGAUUAUCGGUAUUAUUAAUAUGAUACUGUGAUGACUGUAUUUAAGUAAGAUGAUUCCUGUGACAUCAGUGUUCAGAAAAGACUAGUCUUUCUACAGUUUUGAAAAAUGAUUUACCCAUCAGCAUUAGAAGUAAACAUACCUAGAUACAUUUUUCUAAUUGUAAUACUAAAACAUACGAUUCUCAUUUGGCUAUAAUACGAACUUCAUAUCUAAUAAGCUGUUACAUAUCGACAUCGAUGGAACAUAGCAAAACUACCUCCAGAGACCAAUUAUUAUAUUUUGUUUAAAGCAAAGCCUCAAUGUUUGGAACUUAAUAUGCUGUUGUAGCUGUCUCGAAUACUAAUUUACUUUGGUAUAACCAAUAUCUCAAUUGUUACCUCGCUUUUACUCGGGAUAAUAAAGAUGCGAAGAACAUCGAUUUUGUAUGUUGUAUUUGCAUUUCCGCUAAUGUAAUAAAGUAUAUGACAGCCG
Molecule: messenger RNA, 2551 nt
Organism: Acanthoscelides obtectus
Lineage: Eukaryota; Metazoa; Arthropoda; Insecta; Coleoptera; Chrysomelidae
Source: the annotation of a GenBank genome assembly